AUGAAGAUGGCCACAGUCCAGGCCAUCAUCACCAUCAUGAGGACCACCACAGUCCAGGUCAUCAUCACCAUCAUGAAGACGACCACAGUCCAGGCCAUCAUCACCAUCAUGAAGACCACCACAGUCCUGGUCAUCAUCAACAUGAAGACCACCCCAGUGAACCGCAUCAUCACCAGCAUGGAGACCACCACAGUCCAGGCCAUCAUCACCAUCAUGAAGACCACCACAGUCCAGGCCAUCAUCACCAUCAUGAAGACCACCACAGUCCAGGCCAUCAUCACCAUCAUGAAGACCACCACAGUCCAGGUCAUCAUCAGCAUGAAGACCACCACAGUGAAUCCAGGCCAUCACAACCACGAAGACCACCACAGUCCAGGCCAUCACCACCACGAAGACCACCACGGUCCAGGCCAUCACCAACAGGGAGACCACCACAGUCCAGGCCAUCACCAACAUGGAGACCACCACAGUCCAGGUCAUCACCAACAUGGAGACCACCACAGUCCAGGCCAUCACCAUCACCAGGACACUUACCAUAGUACUAAUUCAAAGGCUCACACUGCUGUCAGUCCACAUUCCCGCAGGAAACUGGAGUCUCUUUCCAGCAAGGUGGAUUCUCCCCGGACUAUUGGCAGCCCUUCCAGUCAGGACGAGGAGCAGACGAGCUUCAGUGGCCCGACGUUACAUAAAGAGAAGAAGAAUGAGCUUGGUACAAUCAUGAUUCUUCAGGAGCAGAAUGCAGGACUGCAUCAGAGUCUGCUGAAGACGGCGGUGAGGAUGGAGUGUUUGGGAGAGGAGUUCAUGAGCAGCCAGAAGCUUCUGGAGGCAGAACUUCAGAGGACACGUAUGGAGCUGAGCAGCCUCACGGAGAGGUUUAAAAGACUACACGACAACUGCUCCUCCACACAACAGAAUAACAGUCUUCUCGAACAAAAGCUUCAUUCAGUGACUCAGAGUAUGGAAGGAGAACGUGAGAGGCUGAACCAUCGUAUCUCAGCGUUGACGGAGAAGCUCGCUGAUGCGAAGUUCGCCAACAGCGUGGAAGCGUUCACCUUCAUGGACAACCACAACUAUGGAAAGGCCACAGCCGGUGGGCAAGACCAAUCUCUGGGCUCGGUUCCAGAGGAGGAGGAAUCGGACUGGUCUGAGAUGGGAGAAGAUACCCCGCAAUUCAUAAUGACAGGGUCAAACAGAGGGCAAGUGUGGAGAAACCGGGUGGGAGACAUGGACAAAGACAGCGAGUCAGGGGGUGAUGAAAUAUUCAGACCACACUCUCCACGCCCGCUGCAGAUACCUCACCUCCAGUUCACCAUCCAUAAUGAGAAUCUGUCCGAUGGCAUGACAGGUGAUGGCAGGAUCUCCACAAGUCCGACCCACGGCAACGCCAUCCUUAUCCGGUCAGCGAGCCUGGAGGAAAUCCCUUUGGCACGCCAUCACAUGCAGAAGGAGCUCAGGGGCACGGAGGCCAUGAUGGACCUCCACCACCGAGGGGGCGUAGGCAUCGAGGAUUUAGAUAACGAGAUCAUUCACCACUGGAGGGCAGGCAACGGCAGGGACACGACUAUGGAGAGCAUGAGGUCCGAGGCAGAAGGCAGCUUCGCCAAUCUGCAGACAGCCGAGCGGAUUCUCAACCAUUUCAUAUGCGAACAGCAGCCGGGUGAAGGCAAAGGUCAGAGCAGGGCUGAGAUGCACGGCUGGAUGGGAGGGCUCCCAGAAGAAGUGCUGCAAGGAGAGCGAACUCAGCUCUGACAGAAACACAAGUGCACCGUUCACUGUGUCUGACAUCAUAAUUUACUCUGAUCUUAAUGAACUCGGAAAAGUUCAACGACGUUCUGUUUCAGUGGCUCGGUGGUUCAGCCUCUCCAAUUAACAUGAGGUUUGAGGAGAGCUGACCUUUGAAUUCAAACUGUAAGAUUUACUUUAAUUGCCUGUCUCCAAUUAACUUUUUACUUUUUUUUUUUUUUCAGAAAGCAUAGCUGGCUCCCUCAUUUGUUCCGUGAUAAAAAGAAAAGUUAUCUGAAAUGAAUAGCCUAAUUGCAUUACAUAACCUUAACCUUAAAAAUCAAUACAAUCAACAUUUGCCAAGAUAAACCUUUAUUAGUCCCACAGUGGGGAAAUUGGAGGCAGAUUAAAUAAUAUAUAUAUUUAAACAUUAUGUGUACCUUGAAACUUACUCUGCAGCUUAGAUUUGGUCAUGUAAUAUUAAAGUGUAAAUGUAAUUUUGAUGCAUAAAUGCAGAUGUAGCUGUAUUUCCUUUCCUGUUCUUUCAUUUCCACAGAUAUAAAAAGUAGUUAUUCUGUUUAUUUGUUUGCUGUAUUGCAUGAAACAUUAUGUAUUCAUAUAAGGUGUACUUCUUUGUGUAGGUAGCCAUAAUUAUGUGUCGGUGAUUGCUAGUUUAAUGCUACAUAACUGUGUUAAGCACAAUCUUAAAAUCAGCAACCGUUUUCCUGUUAAUUAGUCUGGUUAGCAUUUAAUAAAUGACAUAAUGUAAACUUACAAAACAGUUAUGAAGUAGCUUUUAAAUGUAUAUUUUCCAAAAGCGUUGUCCCGUCUUUGUGUGAAACUUUAAUUUCCUCUGAUACCAAUAAUUACACCUGCCGAAAGAAAUUAAACUAAUUUCUCAACCUUGAGUAGCCGUCAUCCAUGUAACUCAUGUAACAUCUAAUAAAAUGAAAACUGACAACA
Messenger RNA from Acanthopagrus latus (yellowfin seabream), 2685 nucleotides. RefSeq lists its product as uncharacterized. The record is from RefSeq and is a predicted model, not a curated record. The coding region runs from base 1 to 1749 and encodes 582 amino acids. The transcript is spliced from 7 exons. NCBI's taxonomy places the organism in Eukaryota, Metazoa, Chordata, Actinopteri, Spariformes, Sparidae.